AUGUCACUUAUGGUGGCUAUGGAGCUGGCUUAUAACCUUGAAGUGCAUCGCAAUGAUUCAAUCGGAUCGGUGGGGAUGACUACGAUGUUUACUUUGGAUAAAUCAUGUCCUACUGUAGUCUCACCACCAAUCGUCUUUUUACCUAUUCAUGCUUCCACCACUUCCACUACCGAUACACAAUCUAUCGAAUCUCUGACCUCACGAUCUGAACAACCUACGAUUCCCAAUUUCUUGCAGUCUUGCUCUCACAAGAAUCGCCUUCUGCCAUGUGAUGAAGCCUGCGCUCGGAGAAAAAGGCGGGAAUUAGCAUUGCAAGAGGAAUCUACUGACAGUCAGACACAUUCCAACGUCCCUUUUUCAGAUAGUAAACUUGGGAGCGCCCCACUUGCCCCAAAAUUGACAUUAGCUUCAUGUGAUAACUUUAAUUUGCCUAUUCGAGAGGAUAAGUUAGGUGUGGAUUCAUUCACUGAUGACUCGAUUCCUUCAGAAACUAUCUCUAAAGCCCAAUCUGUCGGUCGGUGGGUGCGAGAAGAAGCUCUGACCGGUUCUAAAGAGUGCUUAACAAAUCCAUUUCCUCCUCCCGAAUAUUCAGCGAGUUUGAAGGCUUUCGCUCGAGCCAAUUAUGCUUUUUCUUCUGAGGUGGAGCAAAAGUUGGAAGCUGUAGUUCGAAAGGUGCCCUACAUACCUUAUUUUAUAUUUUCCGGCUUUGUUUGGACAGAAAAAGCUUUUUUCCUGUUUUCUCCAAACCUCAUAAGAGCUUAUUAUCCCCUUUUUUGUGGCUCAGUUCAGUUUUUAUAA
Messenger RNA from Protopolystoma xenopodis, 798 nucleotides. The record is from the annotation of a GenBank genome assembly. NCBI's taxonomy places the organism in Eukaryota, Metazoa, Platyhelminthes, Monogenea, Polystomatidea, Polystomatidae.